Opisthorchis viverrini is the source of this 447-nucleotide messenger RNA. RefSeq lists its product as hypothetical. NCBI's taxonomy places the organism in Eukaryota, Metazoa, Platyhelminthes, Trematoda, Opisthorchiida, Opisthorchiidae. The transcript has 2 exons. The record is from RefSeq and is a predicted model, not a curated record. The annotation marks the transcript as partial.
AUGCUGUAUUUCCCACAGCAAAACGUCGUGGAAAAGUGGUUACACUUGCGUACUCAAACUACCAAAGAUUUUGAACUCCGUAUAAUCUUUUUGCGCAAUCGUUGGCAAAAUUUGGAUCGUUUACUUGGUCCGAAACGAAUCAUCUACGUGGGUGCAAUAGCCCUGCGACUUUCUUCAUUCUUUAUGAGUGUGACGCAAAAUCUACGGGACUGGAUCCGGAUCUACAUGCGAUAUUUGUACGAUUCGGCGGAAAACUACUACAAUACAGCACAGAAAAUGAUUUUGGCCAAACGCAAAGUGCUUCGCAAACGGCCAACCUCUCUGGUGGAAAUGAAAGAACUUUUAAGCGUUAUGGCAGAAAUCCGUGGCGGUGCAUGUGAAGUUAUCGACGAUCACCUGAUGAAAGUUGCUGAACGUUUGCGGAUAAUUCGACUAUAUGGGGACCAG